AUGCCCUCUACGUCCCCUACAUGGCCCUGGGCUGCUAUGCCCUCUAACGCCACAUCCACAGUGUGGACCAAUGCAAGCGUGCCAGACAUGCCCCUGUUCCACCUGUUUGCCCGGCUGGAUGAGGAGCUGCACACAGCCUUCCCCAGCCUGUGGCUGGCGCUGAUGGCCGUGCAUGGCACCAUCUUCCUGGUGGGGCUGGUGCUCAAUGGACUGGCACUGUACGUCUUCUGCUGCCGCACACGGGUCAAGACACCGUCAGUCACCUACACCAUCAACCUAGUGGUGACUGACCUGCUGGUGGGCCUGUCCCUACCUACGCGUUUCGCGGUCUUCUAUGGAGCUCGCGGCUGCCAGAGCUGCGCCUUCCCCCAUGUCCUGGGCUACUUCCUCAACAUGCAUUGUUCCAUCCUCUUCCUCACCUGCAUCUGCGUGGACCGCUACCUGGCUAUCGUGCAGCCCGAGGGUUCGCGUCGCUGGCGCCAGCCAGCCUGCGCCAGGGCGGUGUGUGCCUUCGUGUGGCUGGCGGCUGGCGUGGUGACCCUGUCCGUGCUGGGCGUGACAGCCGGUGGGCGGCCGUGCUGCCGCGUCUUUGCACUGACCGUCCUGGAGUUCUUGCUACCACUGAUGGUCAUCAGUGUGUUCACGGGCCGCAUCGUUUGUGCACUGUCACGGCCUGGCCUGCUGCGCCAGGGCCGCCAGAGGCGCAUGCGGGCCAUGCAGCUGCUGCUCACCGUGCUGGUUAUCUUCCUGGUCUGCUUCACACCCUUCCAUGCCCGCCAGGUGGCUGUGGCACUGUGGCCCGGUGUGCCGCCCCACGCAAGCCUUGUGGCCUACCAUGUGGCUGUGACCCUCAGCAGCCUCAACAGCUGCAUGGACCCCAUCGUCUACUGCUUUGUCACCAGUGGCUUCCAGGCCACUGUCCGUGGCCUCUUCCACCGUGGUGGAGAAUUUGAGCCCAGCAAUGUGGACACAAUCAGCACGCACAAGAGCACCAAGGGCUCAGGCCCCCGUCACAUCCUCAGUGCCAGCCCUCGAACCCUCACCCAGCCUCUGACCAAUGGGCCUGAGCCAUAG
Messenger RNA from Nannospalax galili (Upper Galilee mountains blind mole rat), 1074 nucleotides. It is a transcript of the gene Gpr20, whose product is annotated as G protein-coupled receptor 20. Gene Ontology annotation, cellular component: membrane. Lineage: Eukaryota; Metazoa; Chordata; Mammalia; Rodentia; Spalacidae. The coding region runs from base 1 to 1074 and encodes 357 amino acids. Gene Ontology annotation, molecular function: G protein-coupled receptor activity. The record is from RefSeq and is a predicted model, not a curated record. The transcript has a single exon. Gene Ontology annotation, biological process: phospholipase C-activating G protein-coupled receptor signaling pathway; positive regulation of Rho protein signal transduction.